AUGGGAUGGCACAGGUUGGGGUCUAUCGGCGCCGAGAAUCGGGUCAGGGUUCUGCUAUUGAACUUCGCUGGAAAACCAAGGCGAAAGCCCACGGUUCAGAUCGCCACCCCCAUUGAAACUCCCAGGCGCGAGGACAACAGCGACGACGGGGGCGCGACUACCGACACAUUAAAGGCGUGCUACGACAUGAUGUCUCUUGUUCCUCGAUCACACAUCGGGCUGAGGGGGGUUCAUGCAAGAGGGCGACGGGCGAGACAUUGUCCGCCAUGCAAGUGUGGCAAAGCCGAGUGCGUGGCGAAGCUGGGGAUGAGCCAUCGCCUCGUUUCAUCGGCCCUGCCGCCGUCGCGCGAGGACGUGGUUAUCAUUUCAAUAGCCUCCUCCUCGGCCCCCUUCUAA
Messenger RNA from Cryphonectria parasitica EP155, 396 nucleotides. RefSeq lists its product as uncharacterized. The record is from RefSeq and is a predicted model, not a curated record. The transcript is spliced from 6 exons. The coding region runs from base 1 to 396 and encodes 131 amino acids. NCBI's taxonomy places the organism in Eukaryota, Fungi, Ascomycota, Sordariomycetes, Diaporthales, Cryphonectriaceae.